AUGGUUGAGACGACAGCAAACCACAAACGACUGGUAGGCAAUGUAUGUUUGCACCGCGCAUUAGCCCCCGAGCGACGAUUUCUCCGGCGCAACCUGCGUCACAUUCUGGAUUCGCACGAGAGUAUCCUUAGACGUGCUACUGGCGCCAGAGACAUCGCUGAAGCGCAUGAGGGCAUGGUCGCGAACGAGAGGACUUCUGCUGGGUGGAAUUACCCUACUACGGAGAUGUUGGAGUGUUUGAUGAAGGGUCAGAAGCCGCUUCUUUCUGUUGAGGGGCUACGCAUUCAGCAUCCGAAGUCGAAGGCGGCGACAGUGAGACGGUCUGAACGAAGGAUGGGAGUGACUGAUGGCCUGGAGUGGCUUCCUUCGACAGAUGUGGGGUUCAGCCUGCCUUGCAAUGUUGUCUUCAACAUAGUCAACUCUGAAGCUGGCAGUGAGAGGAGGGGAAUCUACCAUGAGACGAGGUCGGCGACCAUCAACGGAAAGAAGGAAAAUGGAGUAUCUGACUUCGAUAUCGAGCUGGAUCAACCCUUGUCCAUCCCAGUGGAGAAAUUGUUCACCGUCAAGGAGACCGGCAAGAAGCCUUAUCGCUGGAAGCGAACGGUAACGACCAAGUAUGACCUCAAGGUCAUGAUUCGCUGCCAGGACAGCGAAGACACUGCCGACCUACUGUACCAACUCGAGGGCAACGAUGCAGCCGGCAGGAAUCGAGACAGCUACGCGGGAACAACAGCAGGUGCCGGAACACUCACAGCUGUCUGGGAAAAGCUUCCAGAGUGUCCUCCUCCUGGCCAUACAAUAUCAUUGGUGCGCCCGAAGGAAGGCAAGGUCGGCCAAGCUUCGUCGCUCAAGCCACUGAGUUCUGGGUAUCAACUUCAGCUAGCUAUGGGCUGGACUGAACGGAAAGGUACCGUUCUGGAACGGUACAACAGGAAGCGCGAGACUGUGAGCAGGACAAGUAGACAGCUACCGACGCCAACAGCUUCAGAUGAUCUUGAAAAGGAACCGCAGCGAUGCGAGGUCGUCUACAAGUAUCAAGACGGGCUGUACACCAGGACAAAGACAGUGGAGGGUCUCACUUGUCCUCUCUGCCCCGGCGCACCUGUGCAACCGUCAAUGAGCAGACUGAGGCUGCAUUGUGCGACUUACCACGACCACUUCAAGUUUGAAAUGGAAGACGCCGGAUUGUCAGCAAGAGCCAUGGGACGCUACACCGUGUGGAUCAGCUUAGGCGCAGAAGAUUCGACGGAGAAGGUGAGGAAUGCGGCCGAUCCAGCUGAACAGAUGAACUGGACCGCACCGCACCGACCUUUCGAUGUCGAUGCGCAGCUUGAUGGCGAAGACGACUGGAUGGGCACGCGGCCCAAACGGAAGACCGGGCGAAGGAAAGGAGCCAAGGCCAAAAUCAACGGUGCUUCAGCCCACGGCACACCUCAGCCUGUCCGGAAACGCCCUGCGCCAGAAGAAGUUGAGGAUUUGCCAGACAUGCGGCCUGCCAAGCGUAGAGUGCCCAACGUACCAGGCGUCCGAUUCUACCACACCACCUCGAAGCAAGUCAUCGAGCCCGGCUCGCUGGUCUCUGACAGCGACGAGGACAUCGACGAGUCCUGGCAUAAGGAGAAGACCAGCCAUGUGCUCGAAGAAGCCGGCAUCACCGGCGCAGCGAGGGACUUCUCGCUCCUGUGGGACGCGCAUAUGGAGCGCGAGCAGCCUGAAUCGAGCCUCUUCGUGAGGGAGGCACUGGUGCGGUUCACACGGCAGCGUCGGCAGAAGUUGCAAGAUCCGGAAUGGCAGCGACUAUUCAAGGAGAAGUUGCUGCUGCUUCAUGAACACAACAUCAUCGGGCACGAGACGUUCUCAUACUGUCUUGAGCAGACAAACGGCGGACACAGAGCUCCGACUUCACAUCAUGAGACGCCUGCAACCGCGGGAGCUGCACCGGAUCCCCAGAUGGGUAAUGGAAGAGACGGAACACCCGGUCUCAACGGCCACGCAACGGGUAGGGAGAGGAAGAGAUGGGUCAACGGGAAAUUCGUCAGCUUCGACGGCGAUCGUAGCGUGACGCCGUCCGUCAACGGCGAACAAGCAAGGGAACCUCUGACCAACGGAACGGCGAAGGCGAAGGGUAAAGCGCCUAGCAUAGCCACACAGAGUACCGCAAGCGCGAAGGUGAAAGGACUGUGCUUCUGUGGACAGUCGGCUUCGUGGCAGAUGGGGAGUAUUGCUUGUGCUGAUCUGGGAUGUGUCCAAAAGGACUUCCACCUCGCUUGCGUUGGCUUGGAGCAGAGGGUGCACGGAUGGCGAUGCCCUGAUUGUGCUUGA
Molecule: messenger RNA, 2322 nt
Organism: Saxophila tyrrhenica
Lineage: Eukaryota; Fungi; Ascomycota; Dothideomycetes; Mycosphaerellales; Extremaceae
Exons: 2
Coding region: 1-2322 (773 amino acids)
Cellular component (GO): nucleus
Molecular function (GO): chromatin DNA binding
Source: RefSeq, a predicted model, not a curated record